This is a messenger RNA of Cuscuta campestris, 969 nucleotides long. NCBI's taxonomy places the organism in Eukaryota, Viridiplantae, Streptophyta, Magnoliopsida, Solanales, Convolvulaceae. The record is from the annotation of a GenBank genome assembly.
AGCUUGGCAAGCUUAAGUUAUUAGCUUUAUUGAUCUAUCACCAUGGGAGAUAUUCAAGAAGGUGCUAAUGUUUUUAGACCUCCACUAUUAUGCGGCCAUGAUUAUACUUUUUGGAAGUGUCGAAUGAGAGCCUUUCUCAAGUCUCUUGGUGGACAGGUUUGGAGGAGCAUAGAGGUUGGAUGGUCAGCUCCUACUAUGACCAAUGCAGAUGGAGAACUAAUUCAGAAACCUUAUGAAAGAUUUAGCAAGAAAGAGAAGGAUGCUGCAGAAUCGAAUGAUCAGGCUUUGAAUGCAAUCUUCGGAGCGGUUGACAGAAAUCAGUUCCGUCUUAUCUCAAAUUGCAUAGAGGCCAAGAGAGCUUGGGACAUUUUGCUUAUUACUCAUGAAGGCACUACUACAGUCAAGACAGCCAAACUUCAGAUCGUGAUGUCUAAAAUUGAAAAUCUUAAAAUGGAGGAUACUGAGUCUAUCACAAAUUUUCAUGGGCGAGUUAGAGAGUUGGCAAAUGAGGCUGAAAGGCUUGGUGAACCACUUACAGAAAACAAAUUGGUGUUGAAAGUGCUACGGUCUCUUCCAGAAAAAUACUCUAUGGAUGUUAAAGCUAUUAGACAAGCACAAUCUCUCAAUGUUAUGUCUCUUGAUGAACUGAUGGGGAACUUAGAAACCAUUGAGUUGGAGAUGCAUGAAGAUCUACGACGUAAAAAACAGCAUGUCAUCCUCGUUGAAAAAGAGAAGCAGUGUGUUAAAGACAGUGCUGAAACAUGCUGUGUUUUUCCAACUUUCCAUAGUGUUGACGGUGACUCUGAUAGUGACGUAGAUCCAAGGGAGAUGCUUAUAAUUGUUGAAGAAAAAUUUCAAGAGUCUCUACGGGUCAACAAGAAAAAAUGUUUGGAAAAUGAUAGCCUCAAACGUGAACUUGCUGAAUCAAAACGCGAUGUGGAACAACUCAUCAAAGAGUUACAGAGAUAC